CGGGGAUUCUCAAACUUAAAGCAGUGAGCCCCACGUAUGCAAUUUUAGACUAAGCAACCUCCACUCGGCUUUUUACCAACUGACAGCGAACAUCUCAAAUAAUGGAUAUUAAACGAGUACUAACCACACCCACGCAGUGAUGCGCACACACGCAGCAAAAGUAAUACAUGCGACAAUGUUUCUUCCAUUCCACGGGAAACCUGUCGAUAUGAUACCCAGACACAUCGUCCUGCUGCUCUCCGUUCUGCUGGCUGUACGUCUCAGCCAUGAGUCAGACACAGUCUCUGUGCUCCAGCCCAAGACCAGGGAUGUAAACCCAGACGGUUCUGCAACCAUCGAUUGCCAGCUCCAAGGCGCACAAGAGUCCUGGAAGAUGCAGGUCUCUCUCUCAGGGAAAAACAAUAGGAAAAACAAUAGGAAAGACUGCCUGGUGUUCAACAAAGCAGGCUCGAUCCAGUCCAGCCAGUAUGAUACGAACCAAUGUGUCUGGAGAAAUAGUUCAUUUAAUCACUUCCAGUUCACCCUCUUUCACCUGGAACCAGGCACUGAAGAUGAAUAUGUAUGUGAAUUCUACAGGACAUAUCCCGUUCCGAUACAAAACUUUCUCGGGAAAGGCACAAAGCUGGUCUCAGGACCAACACCAGCACCAAUGUCAGGAACACCGGUGCCGGUCUGCCCCUCUGCAUACACAGUCCCACAGUGCCCAGAGCUCGGACCUCUAAACUGGGGACUGGUGGGCCUGGCUGGCUCCCUGCUUCUCUGCUGCUUCAUGGUCACAUGUGCCUACAUACAGCUGAGGGUCAAGCAGGAAAAAGAUAUGGAUGCUUCACUGACAUAUGUGGCUAUGCAGCCUCCCCAGUCCCAUAUGGAACACAUGCAGAAUGGUGACGCAGAAAGCAACACCACCUACAUGGACAUGCGCAAAAUGCAGUUACAAGGCAGGACAUCACGAAGAGACAUGAACUACAAUUCCCAACAGAUGACUCACUGAUAUCUCAAGACUAUAAUUCCCAGUAGGCCUUUCCCUCAAACAGUGACAGGAUCUCCGCCGAAGAAUCUGGAUUACAUCACAAGAAUUCUUACCGCUGACACUUCCAGAUUUAAAGUAUCAAUAAAAAAUGCUAUUAAUUUACAUGUCAAUGCCAUUCAUUGGUUGGCUAGACCAUUGGGGAUUAACCCUUUCACUCCCAAGAGUGCCGUUGGGCACUCAAGGGUAACUACUGUAAAAUUCCAAGAGUGCCGUUUGGCACCUUAUACCUUUUUAACCAAUCAAAAUGCUGCUACAUUAUUGUUUUGAGUCCCUAUUAAAACCAUACUAAUUUUUCCUCAAUUUUCUCAACCAAAGCCAAAACCCAUUUGGAUUUGGGUGAAGCCACUUCAUAUUGGGCUUGGGACUGAAAGGGUAAAUUGAGCUCAUCAAACCACCACUGUUUUCAGACCAUUAAAUUAUUCAAAGGUCCAUUUUUUAAAGGAAUUAUUCACACAUGUACUGCUUGUGCAAAAAAAACUUUGGCUGACAUGACUAUUAAAUUCUUAUCUAAAUAUUUUGGUUGGUUGGUUGGUUGGUUUGUGACACCCAAUGGUGAUCAGCCUACUGCAAGUCAAUUAUGUUCAUUUUGAGAAAAUAAAUAUUAUUUCAAAAUGCACUUGCAUUAACUGUUUCAAAAUACAUGCAUUAAAACUUAAAAUUCAUCAUCAA
Molecule: messenger RNA, 1699 nt
Organism: Conger conger (European conger)
Lineage: Eukaryota; Metazoa; Chordata; Actinopteri; Anguilliformes; Congridae
Exons: 7
Coding region: 140-991 (283 amino acids)
Biological process (GO): T cell receptor signaling pathway; regulation of T cell proliferation
Cellular component (GO): external side of plasma membrane
Source: RefSeq, a predicted model, not a curated record